UACCACGUUAUUCAGUAAGUUGAAUUUAAAAAAAUAAAAAAAUAAAACCAAAAAUGAACCCAAUGCGUUUAGAUUUCUUAUUUUCAAACUCUAGUUCUGCCUAUUUAAACAGUGCACAUUCUUUUGUACUACAAAACAUAUCCCUCCAUUAAAGCUCUUUCUUCUCAAUAGACAUCCUCGUUUUUCCUUAGUUCCCUCUCUUUUUUCUUGUUUUUUUUCCUGGGGAUUGUUACAACGAGGUUUAAUACAAAACUUCGUCAUUACAAUCCCUAUUUCCUCAUAUUACCCUCACACCCAGCUGGUUUAUUCAUUUCAUAUAUCAGCAUUUUUUGCAAACCGAUUUUCUAGCUAGACUAAAAUGUCUGCUGCAGUUUUUUGCACUGCAACAGUUCUGAUUUUUGUCUGGAUUGCACGUUUUGUUCAUAAAUGGAGGAAUCCAAAAUGCAACGGUUUACUCCCUCCAGGUUCAAUGGGAUGGCCACUCCUCGGCGAAACUCUUCAAUUCUUCUCUCCUACGUCGACUUUCGACAUCAAUCCCUUUGUCAAAGACAGAAUGAAGAGAUAUGGUCCGAUAUUUCGGACUAGCUUGGUGGGACAACCACUUAUAGUAUCCGCAGAUUCGGACCUUAAUUACUUCAUUUUUCAACAAGAGGGCCAAUUGUUUGAGAGCUGGUAUCCUAAAACUUUCACUGAGAUAUUUGGAAAACAGAAUGUUGGAUCUCUCCAUGGUUUCAUGUACAAGUACCUCAAAAACAUGGUACUAACUCUCUUUGGUCCAGAGGGUCUUAAGAAAAUGCUCCCUGAUGUGGAACAGGCUUCAAAUACUUAUUUAAAAAGAUGGUCUACCCAAAAUUAUGUCGAAUUGAAAGAUGCUACUUCAAGUUUGAUAUUUGAUCUUACUGCAAAGAAACUGAUAAGUUAUGAUCCAAUAAAAUCGUCCGAAAGCCUCAGGAAACACUUUGCAGCUUUCAUCGAGGGUUUGAUUUCUUUCCCUCUAAACAUUCCUGGAACUGCUUAUCACAAAUGCUUAGAGGGAAGGAAGAAGGCAAUGAAGGUGCUGAAGGACAUGUUGCAAGAAAGAAGAACGAAUCCAGGGAGGCAACAAAGCGAUUUCUUCGAUUAUGUUCUACAAGAACUAGGGAAGGAGGACACAGUUCUUACAGAGGCUAUUGCUUUGGAUCUAAUGUUUGUGCUACUCUUUGCUAGCUAUGAGACCACUUCCAUCGCGUUAACUUUAGCAAUAAAGUUACUGCUUGAGCACCCGUUGGCAUUAAAGGAAUUGACGGAAGAGCAUGAAGAAAUUAUUAGGGAGAGGGAAAACCCUGAUUCCUCCCUCACUUGGAGAGAAUUCAAGUCCAUGACUUUUACUUUUCAGGUUAUCAACGAAACAGUAAGGUUGGCAAAUAUUGCUCCUGGAAUUUUCAGAAAAGCACGAGAAGAUAUCAACUUCAAAGGUUAUACCAUCCCUGCCGGAUGGGCUAUUAUGGCUUGUCCUCCGGUCGUGCAUUUAGAUCCUGCUAGAUAUGAAGAUCCCCUUGAAUAUAAUCCAUGGAGAUGGAAGGGACUCGAUAUGAAUGGCGCAACUAGGUCUUUCAUGGCAUUUGGAGGAGGAAUGAGAUUCUGUAUUGGGGCGGACUUCGCCAAAUUGCAAAUGGCUGUCUUUCUUCAUUGCUUUGUGACCAAGUACAUGUGCAAAGCGAUCUCGGGAGGAGAUAUAUUGAGAACUCCUGGACUACAGUUUCCCAACGGUUUCAACGCUCAGAUUUCCAAAAAAGAUGAAUCUGUUGGUGUGCAGAUCUAGUGGAGAAGAGUAAAACCAAAAAUAAAAAAGGAGGACUGCUUUGUGGAAAUAAUAUAAGUGUUUAGGUUCGAAGAACAAUUCAUUGAAGGUCGCAAAUUUUACAGUUUACAAUUUACAUAAAAACAAUAUGAUGUAAUUACUUUACCUUUGUAUCUUUUUGUCUAGUUGUGUUAAAUAUCACAAAUCAUUCUCCGAAGUCUCUAUCCCAAAAAUUGCUACUUGCGACAUGCUAUUUACAUUUACCAUCAGUGCAUGAUUAUUCCACUAAGUGGGUUAGUUGGACA
This is a messenger RNA of Oldenlandia corymbosa var. corymbosa, 2085 nucleotides long. The record is from the annotation of a GenBank genome assembly. Lineage: Eukaryota; Viridiplantae; Streptophyta; Magnoliopsida; Gentianales; Rubiaceae.